GGCGGUGGCGAGAGGUACCUCUAGUUUGUCCCAAGAACUGUCGCCGAUCGCCGCCACUGAGGACCGUUCGUCAUGGUCAAGUGCGCUACCAAGGGCUGUGACAAGCCCGCUUCAAUGCGAUGCCCCACUUGCAUCAAGAUGAACAUUGACAUCGGCUCCUUCUUCUGCUCCCAGGCUUGCUUCAAGGGGGCCUGGAACGAUCACAAGAUGACCCACAAAUUGGCAAAGCUGGCCAUUCAGCGUGCUACCUCCGAAAUGGCCGAGUCAGUGCCCAUGACCUUUCCUGGUUUCAAGUUUACGGGGCCCCUACGGCCUUAUGCCCAAUCGCCGCGCCGGCCCAUACCGCCCCACAUCGAGAAGCCAGACUACGCACUCCACCCACUUGGCGAGCCCAUUAGUGAGGUCCGCAACAAGUCUCAGUUGCGCCAGCUCUCCGCUGAGGAGAUUGAAAAGAUGCGGCACGUCUGCAAGCUGGGUCGCGAGGUGUUGGACGAGUGCGCCCGCAUCAUCAAGCCUGGCGUCACAACAGAUGAAAUUGAUGCCGUGUGCCACAAGGCCUGCUUGGAGCGUGACUGCUACCCUUCACCGCUCAACUACUAUCAAUUCCCCAAAUCCUGCUGCACUUCUCUGAACGAGGUCAUCUGUCAUGGCAUUCCCGAUGGAUAUCCCCUCAAGGACGGUGAUAUCAUCAAUGUGGACGUAUCGGUGUAUUAUCACGGUUACCACGCUGAUUUGAACGAGAUGUAUCUGGUUGGCGAAGUGGACGACGAAUCCUUCCGUCUAGUGAAGGUCGCCUACGAGUGCCUGUACCGCGCCAUUGCCAUGAGCAAACCUGGAGUGCGCUAUCGAGACUUGGGUAUGGUGAUUUCCGAGCACGCAGAGGCCAAUGGCUUUUCUGUUGUGCGCAGCGUUUGCGGUCACGGCAUCAACAACCUUUUUCAUUGCGCCCCCAAUGUUCCGCACUACGCCCGUAACAAGACGGCUGGCGUCAUGAAGCCAGGCCACACCUUUACGAUCGAGCCCUUGAUCAACGUGGGGACCUGGGAUGACGUGACCUGGCCGGAUAGCUGGACCAUCACCACCAAGGAUGGCAAGCGGUCAGCGCAGUUUGAGCACACUUUGCUGGUGACGGAGGACGGUGUUGAGAUUUUGACGGGCCGCAACCCUGACUCGCCUAGUACGUGA
Messenger RNA from Monosiga brevicollis MX1, 1185 nucleotides. RefSeq lists its product as uncharacterized. The record is from RefSeq and is a predicted model, not a curated record. The transcript has 11 exons. Gene Ontology annotation, molecular function: metalloaminopeptidase activity. Bases 73 to 1185 code for a protein of 370 amino acids. Lineage: Eukaryota; Choanoflagellata; Craspedida; Salpingoecidae. Gene Ontology annotation, biological process: proteolysis.